UCUUCUCAUGAGAUGCAAUUGAUAACGUCGUAGUAGCCCUCUCGCCAGUGCGCUUACUUGCGUAUUGCGCUCGGUUGUCUACGCCUACUAUCGCUAAUUUGUUAGGUAUAUCUGGUCAGUAGUGUCAUCUGGAUGACACUGGAUUACUAUGACUAGGUCUACCUCCUCUCCGAGGCACACCCAGCCAGACUCUUCAGCGCCUCCGUCCCAAUCCAUUCCUUUACAAGAUCUCGCGAGGCAACAACGUGAUGGCCAAUCGCAUAAUGGCGACCAGAGGGGGUCUCUAGCGGACCGCAAUCUACCGGAUGUCUCAACAUACUGGGAGGGUUAUCAUCACGAACACCACGAUGAUUCCGAGGCAGUGCCCCUUUCGCCGAUAGAUGCUGCCGCCUUGCAGUUCGCCCUUCCCCCGAGCCUCAACCGUGUCAAUCCCCCGCCGCCGGCAUUAUCUCGAACCGCACCGGCCGCACAUCCAUAUGCCCCCGAAACGCCUUAUUAUGACGAAACGGCUCAUGUGGAUUAUUUCGAGUCCGAUAGUUCGCCCUUGACGUCUGCUGCGCAGCCCAUCGCCGGCGCCUUAAACACCCCGCAAGGCGAAUCACAACCAAGAGACAGUUUCCAGACUGUCUCUGAUUUAGAUAGCUCCUCCCACCCCCGCGGACGAUCCGCCCAAAUGCUUGGGUUUGACUUGGAAACCGGAUAUGCGUCGGGAAAACACCGUAGCUAUGGGAACUCUCUUACCCCGGAUGACAAUCGCAUGUCGCGAAUGCCGGGAACUGCUGGCGCUUUACAUAGAGCUGGGUCCAUUGUUAGAGCCAUGUCUCAGCGUGUUGUUAAUAUUAGUGGUGAGGGGGAAACGUUCGAGCAACAGCAGCAAAGAAGACAGAGGUCGAGGUCGCCGAGUGCCGACGGUCGCAUGUCACCGAGCCAUCUUUCGAUUCAAAUUGGCGCCGACACGUCCUAUCAGUCCCAAGUUUAUGCCUCGCCCGUCGAAAAGAAAGGAGAGCCCGAAUGGACCAUGUCGGAACCGCCUUUACCUCCUCGUCGUGGAGCCCCAAUGCCAAAUCCGUUGAAAGGUCGUUCGCUAGGUAUAUUCGGCCCCGAUAAUGUUAUCCGAAGGAAACUUUGUGAUAUAUUGGUCAACCCGUAUAUGGAGCCAAUCUUGCUCAUAUUAAUUGUGCUCCAAGCCGUCCUGCUUGCCGUGGAGGCCGCGAAUAAUGUCAACGAUCCUGGGAAUGGGCGCCCUCCUCUCUGGGAUCCCGCCUCAGGAAUUAAUUGGGCAAUACUAAUACUCUUCAUUAUUUUCACGUUAGAAACAAUAUCUCGCAUCAUUGUAUCGGGUUUUGUUUUAAAUGCUGCGGAGUAUAGUACUAUCGAUCGAAAAAAGGGAAUUCGAGCUGCCAUAUCCGACCAAUACAAUGCAGUUUUCCGCCCACAGCGCCAGAAGUCGGUGAAAACCCCUCGCGAACAGGCUUAUGGCCCCUCUACGUUCGCCCGAUCUUUCACAAUGAUGCAUGGUAGCAUACCGGAGACGGUCGAAGAGCAGCAGAGAAUGCAACUAGCCCGCCGAGCUUUCUUAAGGCACGGUUUCAACAGGCUGGAUUUCAUAGCAGUCGUGUCCUUCUGGAUAGCUUUCGUCCUUAGUAUUACAGGGAUUGAAAUGCAGAAGCAUCUAUUCAUCUUCCGAAUGCUCAGUUGUCUUCGGAUCGUUCGGCUGCUUGCUCUUACAAAUGGAACCGCGAUAAUAUUGCGGAGUUUAAAGAAAGCGGCACCAUUGCUCGUCCGAGUAUCCUUCCUUAUCGGAUUCUUCUGGCUUUUGUUUGCUAUCAUAGGUGUACAGAGCUUCAAGGCCAGCUUAGACCGGUCAUGUGUUUGGGUAGACCCGACACAGCCUACCAAUUUCUCAGCCACCUACACCAACGAAUUAAUCUUCUGCGGUGGACACCUCGAUGAAAAUGGCACAGAAAGACCUUGGGUUAAGAGUCCGUUCCCAAACUCAUUACUCAACUUAGAGAGUCCAUCAUCAACCGCUAAGGGUUACAUUUGUCCGCGGAAUUCCAUUUGUCUCGAACAGUCAAGCCCAUUUAACAACACUGUUAAUUUCGACAACAUCAUCAACUCACUAGAACUGGUUUUCGUCAUUAUGAGUGCCAACACAUGGUCUGACCUCAUGUACUACCUCACCUACGCCGAAUUCCUUCCUGCGGCUCUUUUCUUUGGUGCUGGUAUCAUGAUCAUGAUGCUGUGGUUGACUAAUUUAUUGAUCGCCGUCAUUACUUCGUCGUUUCAGGUGAUUCGGGAAGAGAGCAAGGCUAGCGCUUUCGCAGCGGAUGAAGAUUUACAAGUCACUGGUUUACAAGAACAAGGACUGCGUAGAGUUUCAACGCUACAGAAAAUUUAUGAUAAGACAUGGUUAUUCUGGGUGCUACUCAUUGCGUACGAGCUUUUCUGCCAGGCUUGGCGAAGCGCAAAUAUGUCAACGACACGAGAAGUAUUUAUUCUUAUAAACAGCAUUGUGGUCACAGUUCUAUUGGACAUUGAGAUUGGUAUCAGAUUCGCGGCGAACUGGAGAGCCUUCCACCGAAACACUCGCAAUCUAUUCGACGCUUUUCUAGCAGUGGCAAACACAAUAAUAAUCCUACCGCCAAUUCUAUUUAGCGGUCAACCCUACGCAUGGUUGACACUGUUUCAAAUUCUUCGGUCGUAUCGUGUCGUCAUGGCUCUACCGAUAACAAGAAAAUUGAUCGUGUUGGUUCUCGGAAAUGCCACUGGUAUUGCAAAUCUUAUUGUCUUUGUGUUUUUGAUCACGUUCAUCAUGGCAAUUUUCGCAGUCCAGCUGUUUAGAGGGGAGAUACCGCAGACGGACGACGGCGGCGAGUUGAUCAGGAUAUCAUUUUAUAAUAUCUUCAAUUCGUUCCUCGGUAUGUACCAAAUCCUCUCCAGCGAGAAUUGGACUAGUAUCCUCUACGAUGUAACGUCUUAUACUACGGGUUACCACACAUCCUGGUAUGGCGCAAUGUUCCUUAUCGGCUGGUUUAUCCUUGCAUACUUCAUUCUCGUCAAUAUGUUCAUUGCUGUCAUUCAAGAAAAUUUCGACGUAUCAGAGGACGAGAAACGGCUCGAGCAAGUUAAAGCAUUCUUGCAGCGUAAGGAAUUGGGUAGCAGUGCAAACACCAACAUCACUCUCUCGGAUAUUUUCUCCUUAGGCAAGUCCAAAGCCAGAGAUCCGUUGGACUACGGUCCAGCAACGAUGGAAAUGUUACUGAAGGAUGCUGUUGUGCGGGAAUUCCUAGACGAUACACUGGACCCAUUGCACCAGCAAUCCACCAAUAGCCCGUCACCUAAUGAGGGAGCUGUUGGCGGUGGUGUCCGACCUGGUGUUCUAUCGACUAUAUGGGGUAGGAUCCGAGGCAUGUUCACCAGCCGAGAACCAAAUCCUUUCUAUUCUAACAAACAGUCUAACGAGGCGCUGGAUCCCCGAGUGAUGGCUCUCAAGGCCGUAUCAGGUUAUUCAGAACGCCGUAAAGCACAGCGAGAGUAUCUUGCCCGCCACCCAACGUAUAACAACUCACUCUAUAUAUUUACGCCGAGGAAUCCUAUUCGACGCCUUUGCCAACGCCUUGUCGGCCCGGGAAGGGGCAGCGAACGGUUUGACGGCGCGGCUCCAAACAGGAUUGCUUGGUAUGCAUUCACCGUAUUCAUUUAUGCGGCUAUUAUCGCCAUGGUGGUUCUAGCUUGUGUGACGACUCCUUUAUAUCAAAAAGAGUACCUUGAGACACACAAUGGGGAGAACCGAUACAAGAGUUGGUUUGUCUGGGUCGACCUAGGGUUUUCAAUACUUUUCACAGUCGAAGCCGGCAUCAAGAUCAUCGCUGACGGCCUGUUCUUCACCCCAAACGCAUACUACAGAAGUUCAUGGGGUAUCAUAGACGGCGUCGUUCUCAUCACCCUAUGGAUCAAUGUAGUUACCCUUAUUGCCAGGGAUGGAGCCGUUUCCAGAGUGAUUGGCGCUUUCAAGGCGCUCAGGGCUCUUCGUCUGCUCAAUAUUAGCAACAGCGCUAGAGACACCUUCCAUUCCUUAAUCAUAGUGGCUGGGUGGAAGAUCAUUAGUGCUGCGCUAGUCUCGUUAUCCUUGUUGAUUCCGUUCGCUAUUUACGCCGUGAAUUUGUUCCAUGGGCAACUUUUAGAAUGCAAUGAUGGAAGUCUUACUCGUCUAGCGGACUGCUUCGGUGAAUACGAAAGCUCUCCAUCCAACCCGAACUGGCCGCUGCUGGCUCCACGCGUUGCAGACAAUCCGUAUUUCAAAUUUGAUGAUUUUGCUUCGUCCCUCUUCAUCCUUUUCCAGAUUGUAUCUCAAGAAGGUUGGGUUGAUGUUUCAUUUGCUGCUCAAGCAAUUACCGGCCGCGACCUCCAACCCCAACCAAUGGCAACGCAAGGCAAUGCUAUGUUCUUCGUAGUAUUCAAUUUGCUCGGUACCGUCUUCGUGUUGACCCUAUUCAUCUCUGUGUUCAUGCGAAACUACACAGAACAAACGGGUGUCGCAUUCCUGACGGCGGAGCAGAGAUCGUGGGUCGAGCUUAGAAAGCUGCUCCGUCAGAUCUCGCCGUCCAGGAGCUCUUACGACGACUCCAGAAAUAAGUGGAAGAAAUGGUGCCACAAGCGAGCCAUUGAGAAACGAGGCAAAUGGUAUACGGGAAUAACGGUGGUACUUGUCCUACAUCUAAUACUCUUGAUGUUGGAAUACUAUCCCGAACCAUCUCAAUGGUCUCUCUCUCGGGAUCUCGUCUUCUUACUAUUUACACUUAUCUAUAUCGCAAACGUUGUCAUCCGAAUUGUCGGUCUUGGUUGGAAGCGGUUUAGAAGAAGCUCUUGGGAUGUCUUCUCUCUAUUAUCUGUCUUUGGCGCCUUCGUGACCUCUGUUCUUCUUAUCAGCAAGACGGAGAAUCAAACGUUCAUCCAGCUACACAAGUACUUCCUCGUCAGCAUUGUUUUGCUUCUCAUUCCUAGAAAUGACGCACUCGACCAGCUUUUCAAGACGGCGGCGGCAAGUUUGACAACGAUCGUCAACUUACUUGCCACGUGGCUAGUAUUCUUCUUAGUCUUUGCGAUAGCAUUGACUCAAACUUUCAGUCUGACUCGCUUUGGAGAAAAUGAGAGUUUCAACAUCAACUUCAGGACAGUUCCAAAUGCCCUCAUUCUCCUUUUUCGUAUGAGUGUGGGUGAAGGUUGGAACCAAAUCAUGGAAGACUACGCAAAUAUCGAACCGCCGCUCUGCGUUGAUGAUUCCGAAUUCCUCAACAGCGAUUGCGGCAGCACUAAUUGGGCCAGAUGCCUGUUCAUCGCCUGGAACAUCAUCAGCAUGUAUAUCUUCGUCAAUCUUUUCAUCUCUCUUAUCUAUGAGAGUUUCAGUUAUGUGUACCAACGCUCGAGCGGAAUGGCACAGAUUGACCGAGAUGAGCUCCGGAGAUUCAAGGAGGCAUGGCGUAGUGUCGAUCCCACCGGUACGGGGUAUAUCAGUAAGGAAGCUUUCCCAAGGCUAUUAGGAGAGUUAUCUGGUAUAUUUGAAAUGCGGAUUUACGACAUAGAAGACUCUGUCCAUCAGAUUCUAGAUGACGUCCGGAAUGAUGAGACGAGGUCCAUGAGGCACUCAUCGAUCGCUACAGCAAGCAACCUUAGUGGGGUAGAUAUUCGAAAGCUGAACCAGAGGCUCGCUCAAAUUGACGUCCGAAAAGUCCAAGAACGCCGGCGCAGAUUCAAUAUCUUUUAUGAGGAGGUAAUGGUAUCCGCGACUCCUGGCGAAGGUAUUGCUUUCACGACAGUUCUUUUGAUCAUGGCGCACUAUAAGAUCAUUAACGACAGCAAAAGCUUAAAGCUUGAGGAGUUCUUACGACGUCGUGCGCGCCUGCAACGAGUCGAGGAGGAAGUUCGCCGUCGAGUUGUCGUCAAUUUCUUCGACACAGUUUACUGGUCUCGGAAGUUCAAGAAGCACAUGGAAAGGAAGCGAGCUGCACGGAUGACAGCGAUUCCUCAAUUAGAUGUGCCCGACAUCUUUGUGGACGACGAAGAUGAUCGCAAACGAGCAGUACAACAACGCACGACAAUGGCGGCUCCGCCAAAUAGUGCUACGGCAUCGAACUUCCUCGCCGUAUCUGACGCCGCACGACCACAGCAUAGGAGCUGGGCUUCCGGCACUGAUAUAUCAACGUAUGACUCUUCACAAGUACAUCCCUUAAGUCUACCACGCGCGAGCCCGUCAAUGCCUGGGCACCGGUCACAGUCUUCGGCUAUGAGCUUUGAACUGCAGCCCGAACCCGGAACGGGUUCUGGCGAAAACAGCAGGCGCGGUAGCUCAGUAAGCCCCUCCCAGGUUAGAGAGUUGCUUGAUGACUCUGUUUGGGUUGAAAGCAUCAGACGCAGUGCAACAAUCAGAAGAUCAGUACGACGUUCCGACUGGAGCGGUCCCAGAUAAGACCGUCAUAUACCUCAACGCGAGUCACAUUCAUCACAUAAUGAAAUAAUGCGGGAAUUGGUAAGGGGGGAGCAUGGUCAGGGUCCCCCUAAGGAAUCUGUAAGACAUUUCAUAUGUCGAUAGAUUCAGAGUCAAGGAGACUUGUACAAUGGGUUCGGAACAAAUGGGGGAACGACUUGGAUGAGGGUAAUAGGCGUUUGCGGCAUUUAAAGGAGUUUUGAUUCAGCAGGAUCGUCGUCUAUACCAUGCAUCAGCGAAUUUUGUUUGUUGCUUUUUAUCGCUACAUGUACUCUCAGCGAGACGGGUGUUUCCUUUUUUAGAUGCUGAUGUCCUAGAGCAUUAGAUGGACCAAGAUACCAAGAGCACUUUUGUACCUACCUAUUGUACCUACAUAGACGUCGGCUUUUAUAAUUGUCAGGAGUUUAGAAUCUGCUGCCAUAAUACGCGAGGUGAAUGCGGUAAUAUUGCCUAGAUGGUAUCCAGGCUGAAAUUCAUUUACCACUAUUUAUACAUACUCAAGACCUGAAUAGAGAAACUCCCAUACAGAAG
Molecule: messenger RNA, 7018 nt
Organism: Hypoxylon trugodes
Lineage: Eukaryota; Fungi; Ascomycota; Sordariomycetes; Xylariales; Hypoxylaceae
Product: Ion transport protein-domain-containing protein
Exons: 5
Coding region: 149-6469 (2106 amino acids)
Biological process (GO): calcium ion import across plasma membrane
Cellular component (GO): membrane; voltage-gated calcium channel complex
Molecular function (GO): calcium ion binding; high voltage-gated calcium channel activity
Source: RefSeq, a predicted model, not a curated record